Molecule: messenger RNA, 1860 nt
Organism: Ceratotherium simum simum (southern white rhinoceros)
Lineage: Eukaryota; Metazoa; Chordata; Mammalia; Perissodactyla; Rhinocerotidae
Gene: PODNL1
Product: podocan like 1
Molecular function (GO): protein binding
Source: RefSeq, a predicted model, not a curated record
CCGCUCGCAGCGGCUGAGUCUGCUGCUGCUGCUGCUGCUGCCUGGCCCCCCACCCGCCCCCUGCAUGGAGGACCCCGCCUUCCCCCACCUGGGGGAGAGCUCGCAGCCCCCGCCCCGGGCCUGCCCCCCGCGCUGCUUCUGCCCGCGGGCUGACACGGUGGCCUGCGACGGCCUGGACUUGCUCGUGUUCCCGGACAACAUCACCAGGGAGGCCCAGCACCUGUCCCUGCAGAACAACCAGCUCCAGGAGCUCCCCUACAACGAGCUGUCACGCCUCAGCGGCUUGCGGACCCUCAACCUCCACAACAACCUCAUCUCCUCCGAGGGCCUGCCCGACGAGGCCUUCGAGUCCCUCACGCAGCUGCAGCACAUCUACGUGGCCCACAACAAGCUCUCGGUGGCCCCCCAGUUCCUGCCUCGCUCCCUCCGUGUCGCGGAUCUGGCUGCCAACCAAGUGACCGAGAUCUUCCCGCUCACCUUCGGGGAGAAGCCGGCGCUGAGGUCCGUGUACCUCCACAACAACCAGCUGAGCAACGCCGGCCUGCCCCCCGACGCCUUCCGCGGCUCCGAGGCCGUCGCCACCCUCAGCCUCUCCAGCAACCGGCUCAGCUACGUGCCGCCCAGCCUGCCACCCUCGCUGGAGCGGCUCCACCUCCAGAACAAUCUCAUCUCCAAGGUGCCCCGAGGGGCCCUGAGCCGCCAGACCCACCUGCGUGAACUCUACCUCCAGCACAACCAGCUGACGGACAGUGGCCUGGAUGCCACCACCUUCAGCAAGCUGCACCGCCUCGAGUACCUGGACCUGUCCCACAACCAGCUGGCUGUGGUGCCCGCCGGCCUGCCCCGCGCCCUGGCCGUGCUGCACCUGGGCCGAAACCGCAUUCAGCGGGUGGAGGCAGCCCGGCUGCGCGGGGCGCGAGGCCUGCGCUACCUGCUGCUGCAGCACAACGAGCUGGGGGCGGCGGGGCUGCCCGCUGGGGCGCUGCGGCCACUGCGGGGCCUGCACACGCUGCACCUCUACGGGAACGGGCUGGACCGAGUGCCCCCGGCGCUGCCCCGCCGCCUGCGGGCCCUGGUGCUGCCCCACAACCGCGUGGCCGCGCUGGGCGCCCGCGACCUGGCAGCCACGCCAGGGCUGGCUGAGCUCAACCUGGCCUACAACCGCCUGAGCAGCGCCCACCUGCACCACCGGGCCUUCCGCCGGCUGCGCGCCCUGCGCAGCCUUGACCUGGCCGGCAACCAGCUGACCCGGCUGCCCGCUGGCCUGCCCGCUGGCCUGCACACCCUGCGGCUGCAGCGGAACCAGCUGCGGGCCCUCGAGCCCGAGCGGCUGGCGGGUUUGCACCAGCUGCAGGACCUCAGCCUGGCACACAACCGGCUCCGCGUGGGCGACAUCGAGCCCGGCACCUGGCACGAACUGCAGGCCCUUCAGGUCCUGGACCUGAGCCACAACGAGCUGUCCUUCGUGCCCCCCGACCUGCCCGAGGCCCUGGAGGAGCUACACCUGCAGGGCAACCGCAUCGGCCACGUGGGCCCUGAGGCCUUCCUCAGCACGCCCCGCCUGCGCGCCCUCUUCCUCAGGGCCAACAGGCUUCACAUGACCAGCAUCUCGCCCGAGGCCUUCCUGGGCCUCCAGCACCUGCGCCUCGUGGACACGACGGGUAACCCCGAGCAGGUCCUGGUCCAGCUGCCGCUAACAGCCCCACGUCGGCCACGGGCAGGGGCCUCCUGAGCCUGGAGAAGCCCAGCAGUGCAGCCCAGACCCCUGGGGCUCCGCUGGGCCAUGGACUAAGGAGACGGCACCCACCUGGGGCCUCGACCUGGCUCUCCCAGGCCUCGAGGGCUGGGCCCGCGUCACCG